Messenger RNA from Frankliniella occidentalis (western flower thrips), 1591 nucleotides. RefSeq lists its product as uncharacterized. The record is from RefSeq and is a predicted model, not a curated record. The transcript has a single exon. Bases 1 to 711 code for a protein of 236 amino acids. Lineage: Eukaryota; Metazoa; Arthropoda; Insecta; Thysanoptera; Thripidae.
AUGAGGAUAGCGUCGCCGAAACCAGUAACUGUUAUCUCCGACAUGGAAGUGGGCAUCAUCAACGCCACCAAGACCAUCUUCAGUGACGCAGAGAUAAGGCUAUGCUUAUUUCAUGUGCGCCAAGCUGCGUGGAGGCAUCUACAAGAAGGUGGUCUGCAGGUUGCCUACCGCAACCAAGAGGAUGACUCGAUACGAAAUGCCUUCAGAGAAGUGGUCGGCUUGGCUUUUGUUCCGGUAGAUGAUGUCAAGGAAGCCUGUGAAGUGGUGAUCGACAACCUCCCCGUAAGGAUGGCUGACUUCGGGGACUACUUCGAAAAAACAUACGUCAUCGGACAUCGGAACAGAGGAACUCGACAAACGGUUCCUCCGCGUUACCCUCCAGCCCUCUGGAAUCAGUACAUAGCAGCUGUGGAAAAUCAGCCACGGACAAAUAAUGCCAAUGAGGCAUGGCACAACAGGUUCCAGACAAUAGUAGGGAAAAGCCACCCCUCACUCUACAAAUUAAUUGGAGCAUUCCAAAAGGAGGCAGCCGACGUCAAAGUGAUGAUGGAAGAACUUGACGCUGGGAGAAAAAUUAGGCAACAACAGAAGGCAAAAUACUCAAGAAUAAACGAUCGACUCCAAACUCUCACAAGAAGAUACCAAGAGUUCAAGGCGACGGAUCGGCUACUAGACUACGUUCGAGGUUGCGGAGCCAACGUUUCUCUGUGAAACUGUGAAACUGUGCAAUAAAGAGUACUUUGGGUGAACUCUCCUUGGGCCAAAAUAAUAGAGGGUGAAAGUGAUAUGGGUGAAAUACUUGUGGGCAUAUUGCGUCUGGGCAAGAUUUCUUUGGGUCACUUGCACGUGGGUGAAUGGGCCUAGAUCCAAUGUAAACAUUUACCACUUGGUUAAGUCCUGAUGUUGUAUUAAUGUUAUGUUCCUCCUGUAACACAGCCCUAUUGGCAAGGUGAAAGCAUACAAACUGAAAAUAUUUCAAGAGCACCACUUUAUCCAAUAUAAACAAACAUCAAUCAGGAGAGCUGUCGUAAGUACCCUUGUAACGAGGCAGCACAACCUGUUUUCCCUUGUAGCAACGAUUUUUUAGCAGAUGACACGCGUGAAACGCAGUUUCAGCAGCGUGAACUCUCGCAAAGUUCCCCACCCAGUUAACGCGUAGAGUUUCAAGUUCGCCAGUUAAAGCAGCAGCUUGGUUGAAACGACGUAGCAGCAGCUACCCGAUCAAUUACCUUUUAAGAAGUCGGUCAUGUGUGGAGAGUUCUUUUGGCUUGCUAAAAGGAGAGUGGAGGCGGCUUAAGUUUUUCCACAACUACUGCAUUGAUUACUUGGUUGACAGUAUCAUGGCUUGCACUGUACUUCACAAUUUUAUCAUCUUGGAAGGAGAUAAUGUUCAUUGUUGAGGUCAGUAGAUUUUUUAAAUGACAUUAACAGUUAUACUUUUUGAAUGUUAUUAUCUGCUUGUGACAUUUCAUAUUUGUUAUUUUCUUAUCAGGAAGUUAACCAUGAAGAUGCUGGAGAUGAGGUUGAGUUGCGACCGCUCAUCAAUGAUUCAAAAGCAAAUGGCAUUUUAAAGAGAGUUUACAUCGCACAA